Meriones unguiculatus (Mongolian gerbil) is the source of this 2165-nucleotide messenger RNA. RefSeq names its product GH3 domain containing (gene Ghdc). Gene Ontology annotation, molecular function: acid-amino acid ligase activity. The transcript is spliced from 8 exons. NCBI's taxonomy places the organism in Eukaryota, Metazoa, Chordata, Mammalia, Rodentia, Muridae. The record is from RefSeq and is a predicted model, not a curated record. Gene Ontology annotation, cellular component: cytoplasm. Bases 1 to 1626 code for a protein of 541 amino acids.
AUGCUUCUCCUGCUGCUGCUGCUGCUGCUGCUGCUGCUGCUGCUGCUGCUGCUGCUGCCCCCGCUGGCCAUGUUCUGGCAGCAGAGGUGUCGGGAUGCCAGGCCAUCCUGGCUGCUCAGCCUCCAGCACCGGAUGGCCUGGGGGGCACUGGGCUUGGCAGCUGCCUGGCAGCAGCGGAAACUGAAGCAGAGGACACUGUGUGUGGACCAGAGCCAGCAGCAGACCCUCAUGUGGUGUCUGAAGAGAGUUCGGGGUCUCUGCUCUCUCCCCAAGGAGAACACAGGGGAUGUGCUUACAGACAUGAGAUCCUUCCGGAAUCACCUCCCAUUGACCAAAAGCAGCCACACCCAGGAAGAAGAAAGUGAAGAGAAGCUCCUGCCCCCUACCUUACCCCAAUACCAUGGAGAGGCCUCUCUGCAGGCCACCCUGCUGGGUCUAGUAACCCUAAACAAGGCCUACCCAAAAGUGCUGGCUCCAGGAAGUACUGCCUGUGUGACCCCUACAUCCCCCUGGCCCUACUCUGUGCCCUGGCUCGGGGAUGCCCUGGGCCGGGUGAGCCCUGUGGGAGCCAAGGACGCCCGGACCCUGCUGUUGGAGGCAUUGAUAGCCCCAGGGCUGAGGGUGCUGGAGGCAAGGACUGCAGUGGAGCUCCUAGACGUCUUUGUGGGCCUGGAGGCUGACGGCAAAGAACUGGCGGAGGCCAUGGCAGCUGGGGAGCUAGGAACGCCGCUUCCCGGACGAGCAGCCGAACUGCAAGAGGCCCUCGAGCAGGGACCCCGAGGACUGGCCCUUCGUCUCUGGCCAAAGCUGCAGGUGGUGGUGACUCUCGAUGCAGGAGGCCAAGCAGAAGCUGUGUCUGCCCUUCGGGCCUUGUGGUGCCAAGGGCUAGCCUUCUUCUCCCCUGCUUAUGCUGCCGCCAGAGGGGUAUUGGCCCUAAACCUGUGGCCAGAGCAACCCCAAGGAGUCUAUCUUCUGUCCCCUGAACCCCCCUUUAUUGAGCUGCUUCCAAUCAAGGAAGGAACCCAAGAGGAGGCAGCCUCCACCCUCCUUCUUACUGAUGCCCAAAGGGAAGGAGAGUAUGAGCUGGUGCUGACUGACCAUACCAACCUGACAAGGUGCCGCCUGGGUGACGUGGUACAGGUGGUUGGUGCCUACAAUCAGUGUCCUGUUGUCAGGUUCACCGGCAGGCUGGGACAGACCCUGAGUGUUCGAGGAGAAGUUACUGGUGAGAAUCUGUUCUCUGUGGCCCUGGCCCAAGCAGUGGGGCAGUGGCCAGGGGCCAAGCUGUUGGACCAUGUCUGUGUGGAGAGCAGCAUUCUGGACUCCUGUGACGGUUCCGCCCCACACUACGAGGUGUUCGUGGAGCUGAGGGGGUUGAGGAAUCUGUCCGAAGAAAACCGAGACAAGCUUGACCACUGCCUUCAAGAUACCUCCCCUCACUACAAGUCCUUGCGGUUUCGGGGCAGUGUGGGUCCUGCCAGAGUCCAUCUGGUGGGGCCAGGCAGCUUUAAAGAACUCCGGGAAGCACUGGCGGCCAGCCCCUCCUCUCCCUUCCCUCCUGAAAUGCCUCGGGUUCUCAGGCUCAGGCACCUGGCCCAGCUCCUGCAGAAGAGGGUGAUAUCCUAACCAGGGCAGCCAGGCUCCCCUUGGCCACCUCGCUGUUCUCUGUGGCAUCUCCGGAUGUUGAGUCCUGGACCAGAUAUCAUAUAAUAUUGGCCCAUCAGAGCCAUUGGAACUUAGGGAGGCCUUAGACUCAUUUGGCAAGUUUUAAGGUGCAGGCUUUGGGCCUACAGCAGAACCCGUCUGUGUCCUAAAGCUGUCCCCCUCAGCCUACCGUACGUGAUGCUGCUGAGGAGUUCCGAUGCACCCUGGUGGCUUGCUGUGUCUCAGCCCCUCUCGUGUACCUGACCAGGGUACAGCAUGGGCUGAAAGUGUAGGGGAUGCUCCAGGAGCAAAUGAAUAAAGACCUCAGCAUCACUGUCUCAUGGUCUGAGGUGUAUCUUGCACAGUCUCCUGAAAGCAUGAGUCUGCGGUCCACAGUCCACAGGAACAGUCCAGUGUUUAAUACUCGCACUAGCUUUCGCCCCUUCCUUCAGUUCCUUUCCCUUGCCCACUCUGUCAUUUUGCUCCCUGAACCAACCUCCAAAUAAACUUCUUUUUUUAAA